Molecule: messenger RNA, 3830 nt
Organism: Erpetoichthys calabaricus (reedfish)
Lineage: Eukaryota; Metazoa; Chordata; Cladistia; Polypteriformes; Polypteridae
Gene: alcama
Product: activated leukocyte cell adhesion molecule a
Exons: 16
Coding region: 343-2046 (567 amino acids)
Biological process (GO): cell adhesion
Cellular component (GO): plasma membrane
Source: RefSeq, a predicted model, not a curated record
CGCACUUGUCAUUGCUGGCGCUGCAUGCCUAGCGGACGCAUCCACCUGCUGAGCAGCACCCGCGCUUACCCUUCUUGGAGCCUUGUUUCGGAGUCUAGGGAAAAAUCCGCAGUGUUCGACUACUUUUUUUUCUUUCGGAACAAAUCUGUGUGAUUUAGUAUUGAAGGCUGGUUAAAAGCAGACAUCCAGGUCGAAGAAAGAAUCAAAAGAGGACCGACAAAACUUUUUAGAAAAAUUGCCGAGUUUUCCCGGGCAACGCGGCGAAACCUUACAGUUCACUACAGGUAGCUGAUUCGUGGGGGAAGGAAGGCAAAGGAAAACAAAAGCCGACCUACGAUAAGAAUGGAUGCCCGGGGUCUCUGCUUUCGCUUGUGCGUCUUGCUGUUACCGGUGUUGAGAGUGCAUGGCAUCCAAAGAGUAACUGCAGUCUAUGGAGAAACAAUCACCAUACCUUGUGGUUCAAUAGUGGUUCCAGACUUAAUGUUUGUAAAAUGGAAAUAUGAAGACCAGGGUGGAGUAUCUCAGAGCCUUCUAACAAAGCCAGCACACAAGCCUUCACUAAACCUUGAAAAUGGGCCACAGUAUGAAGGCAGACUGAACAUUACUUCCAACUAUAGUUUGCUGAUUUCUGGGGCAAACCUUGCAGAUGAGCACAAAUAUGUGUGCAUGAUGGCAACAGACAGCAAUGUUUUUGAGACCAGUGUGAUAGUGAAUGUAUUUAAGAAACCAUCAAAACCAGAAAUCAUUAAUCAACCAACAAACCUUGAAGUAGGAAAACUAAUAAAGGUAGGAGACUGCAUUUCAAAGGACAGCAAUCCAAAAGGCAACAUAACAUGGUUAAAAAAUGGACAGCCUCUUAUAGCAGAUGAAACAACAAUUCUUAUAAAGAACUCUGAUACGGUAGAUGCAAAAACAGGACUGUCAUCAACUUCAUCCACACUGCAAUAUGUUGCUACGAAAGCAGAUAAAGGGACUCAGUUUUCCUGUCAAGUGCAGUAUUUUCGAGAAAAUCAGCUGUCUGAUCCAGUAAUGCUUCCUGUCUAUUAUCCAGCUGAGAAGGUGCAGAUCACGUUGUUAACAAAAGGUCUGAUAAGAGAAGGCGACAAUGUCACUUUUAAGUGCAGUGCAGAUGGAAAUCCUCUACCAUCUAGCUAUACCUUCUAUGUUAAGGAGAAACCUGAAAUCAUUGAAAAUUCGGACCUUUUUAGUAUUGUAAAUGUCUCUAGAGAUAACACAGGAAAUUAUAGUUGUUCUCUACCCAACAAUAACAUGCUUCAAGACUCAACUUUUCUGAAAGUUCAUUACUUGGACUUGACUCUGAAACCCCAAGGACUAGUCACUGCAUUGGUUGGAACACGCUUAAAUAUAUCCUUAGUCAAUGAAUCCAGUACACCUAUUACAGUUACUUGGAUGAAGGACAGAAGGAAGAUUAGCCUUCCAGUGCUGGAGAAGCUUCAGUAUGAACAUGCUGGACUAUAUGAGUGUGAAGUAGCUUCCACAGUAGUCAAUGGAAUGAAGAAAAUAAGCUCUUUCGACCUUGCUGUAGAAGGAAAGCCACACAUCACUAGAGUUACCAAGAAACUAGCAGAUGAUGGCAUUAGCAAGGUCUUGUCUUGUUAUGGUGAAGGACUACCGCCUCCCAAUGUCAGAUGGAAUGUCAAUAUCACCUCUGAGAAAAUGAUAAAGGAAAAAAAUGGAAAAUUUACCCACCAGGUGGUUGUUUUCCCUCAGGGAAACAUUAGUGCAACAUGUAUAGCAUCAAACAAGUUAGGUGAAGAGCAGCUGUCAAUAAACAUUUCUUCCUUAUAUUCUCCAGAUGAGAAUUCGGAAGACAUAAAUCGUGAAUCUCCAAAAGUGAAUGAUCAGGCCAAGCUGAUUGUUGGAAUUGUCGUGGGCCUCCUUUUGGCUGCAUUGGUGGCUGGUUUUGUGUAUUGGCUCUAUUCAAAGAAAUCCAAACAAGGAAGCUGGAAAACAGGAGAAAAAGAAAUGGGAACACAUGAAGAAAGUAAAAAAUUGGAAGAAAGUAAUCACAAGUCAGAGGCCUGAGGAAAGCAAAAAAAAUCCAGAAAAUGAAAGAAGAGGAAAAAAAGCAAGUUAUCUUCAUUUUUACUUGCCGUUUUUAACAAGAACUAGAUUGCAAAGCAGUUUUGUUGGAUGUAAUGAUGACGCUGCCCUAAUAGCACGUUCAGCAGCUGACAAACAUUUUCCCUUUAUGCAUUUUUUUUUUUGUUUUAAACAAAAUUUGGAAGUGUUCAUAAAAAAUAACUGUUGCACCAUCUUUAAUGUUUUAAGUAUGUGGAAGAGGAUGGAAAAAAAAAAGAAUCCUUCACGGGCCAGCAUUCUCAUUUGUAACGUAUUUGGAAGUCUGCACUGAAGCUUUGUGUUCCUGGUGAAUGCUUUUUUUUUUUUUUUUUUUUUUUUUUUAUAUAAUAUAAACACUUUUUCUUGAAUUAACUUCACUUAAUGUUGAUCGGAGGGAUUUGUGAGGGAUGAUAUUUUCUGUGUUUUUUGUGUGAGUGAGUAUGUGUGUAUGGAAUGUUGUGUGCUUUAUUUUUUUAGAAUACGGAGCACCACUGCUAUGGUAAGCUCACUUUGAAACUCUACCGGUACAACACUACUAGAUUCUUUAUUAGUUCUUUCACCUCCAGAACUUCUUAGUAAGAUUUACCUUAAUACUCAUUGUGUAUGCUUUGGGGGUUACUUGAUUAUAGGAUGUGGUUACUAAGCUUCAGUUCAGUUAUAGUUCCAAGUGUGUGGCAGUUCUAAAUCAGGUACAGACUAUGUGUCUAUAAAGUCCUUAGGAUUUUUUAAAGUGAGUACUCCUAAGCAAGAAAAUAAGUCAUGUUUCUGUUUCUCCCGAUAGACUGGAUCUGUCACAGAGUUAAAACUGCAAAGGUAAUUUUAGAAUAUUUGAAAUAUCCUGAAUUAUAAAAGAAGUUGUGAAGACGUAUGUAAAUUAUGAGUGUGUGCAUUUUGUCCUGUUCAUCCGUUUGCUUUGGCGUUUCUCAGCCUCUACUACUGAACAGGUGUCACACUUCCAGCUCCACCAUUGGAGUGGGCUUAAGGGCACCGUGGGGCAGUUUUGUUUACAACCUGGAUUUGGAUUUACAUGAGUCAAUCACUUGUGAUGGUUCAUCUUUGGUUAGUGGAUCACAUCCCACACUUACUGUACUGCCUAGUCCUACACAAAUCAGUGGAACUGCACAGCAACCAGUUUGAAAGUCCUAAGUUUGUUUACAUCUUUAUUUUUUAAGCUUUGUACACUAUUGGUUAAAAAAAAUUACCUAGAGAGGGGGGUGCAAGUGUGGCUGUAAGUUGAAGUAUUGAAUCUGACACUCAUUUCUGUUUGUCUUGGUUAUUUAUGCUGCAAGGAACCAUUGCUGAUCUUGUUUUUACUAAAUUAGGUCUUUGUUGUUAGCUUAACAGUUUUAUUCAGGGCUUUAUGUCACUAAUAGUUUUUUUUAUAAUAAAAAAUAAAAUUCUCUAAGGAUAAAAAAAAAAAAAAAUCUGACAGCACUCUUCCAAAAAAGUAUUCAAGUGGAGCUCUGACACAUCAGCAUUCAUAUUCAGAAACUUUUAGCUAAAAUGAAGUGCUGUUCAUGAACCAUUUUACUGUAUUUGUUAACUUUUUGUUUGGAGAAAAAAAAAAAAAAACCAUGAUGAAAAGGGGGCUGUUCAGGUUAGCCAUUAAACCAAAGAAAGACGAAAGGAACAUCACGAUGUCUGUAAAUAGUACCUUUUGUGUUUUAUUUUAUUUUUUUGUACUUGUUAUUUUAAAAUGUACAUUUUUUUGAGUAAGACAAUUGAAUAAAUCCCCUGGACACCUAUAA